Messenger RNA from Rotaria sordida, 1494 nucleotides. The record is from the annotation of a GenBank genome assembly. Lineage: Eukaryota; Metazoa; Rotifera; Eurotatoria; Philodinida; Philodinidae.
AUGCCUACUAGUACACAAGCUGUUGCUACAUUUUUACCUCGUCAGUAUGCACCUCUGCAAGAAAGCACGAGUAGUGUCAGCUCACAAACAACAGUGAAAGAUAUUACUGUUAAUUUAGACAAUGUGUCUGAAAUUCCUAGUAAUACAAGCAACACAAAUAAUGUUGGGAUAUCGAAAAACGGGAUUUGGAAAAAAGCACUCAUUGGCCUCCUCAUUACAGUGGCUGCUGGAGCAGUUGCUGUUCCACUUGCUCUAAAAUUUGCUACGACAACGCCGUCAACAUCGACAACAAGUACUACUGCAACUACUGCUACGACGACGAUCGUGCCUGGAUCAAUUGCCUUCUGGUCUCUUGAUAACAAUGGUCUUGAUCUCUACAAUAAUUAUAAUGGUAAUCCCGUGGGAAGUCCAACAUAUACGACUAGUUUUCUUGGAUAUGGUGCUGCUAUUAAUCUCGUUCGAUCAUCUUCUCAAUAUAUAAGUAUCACAUCGAGGCAACUCCUUAUGAAUUCGUCGAGUUUUACAAUCGAAGCAUGGAUUUAUCCAAUCAGUUUCACAGGUCUUGACUAUGGUAUAUUUGGUCAAUGUCAAGCAACAACUACGAAUCUUUGCUUGCAUUUCAUGGCUCGAAAUAACCAAUUAUAUUGCGCCUUCUAUUUUAACGAUAUACAAGGUGUAACGACGUUGACGAUGAAUGUCUGGACUCAUGUUGCUUGCGUCUACAAUGCGGCCACUCUCACUCAGCAAGUGUGGCUGAAUGGUGUACUUGACGGCUCACGUACGGGAUCAUCUCUCUAUCAAGGAUCGUCAGGUGCCACAACCAUUGGUGCUACAUUCAAUCCAGGCAGUGCAGCUGGUUUCAAUGGCUACAUGGAUCAAGUAAGCUAUAUAGCUCGAGCCAAGAAUGAUACCGAAAUAUUGAACGAUGCUACUUUGUAUGUCUAUUACUCAUUUGAUAGUGGUUCUCUUAUUGAUGGUGGUCCUAAUGGCAUUAAUGGGACAGCGUCAGGAACUAUAACGAUUAUAACAGGUAGAGUAAAUCAAGCCAUUCAAUUCAGUUCAGGAGCCUAUGUUAGUUACACAUAUGCUCCAUUUUACUUUUUGGGUAUCAAUAAUAAUCCUUUCAGAAGUUGGUGUGUCCACGUUUUAGUAAUGUCCUCAACUGGUAAUAUUAAUGCGCAGUUAUGGAAUGGUGGAACGGUUGGUGCUAGUGGUCCUAUUCUGCCAUUAAAUAGCUGGACACAUAUCGGAUAUACAUAUAGUUCAACUAAUGGUAUUCGAUUAUAUAUUAAUGGUGCUCAAGUCGCGACGACAGGUGCUAUUUCUUUUGCAGCUUCUGGUUCUCCCAUGUACAUUAUAUUUGGUAAUGAUGAUGGACGGACAAGUUACUGCACACCGAAUUAUGGUGGUUCAUUCAACGGUGCUUUGGAUGAGUUUUAUCUAUACAGACGUGAAUUGACGGCUUCACAAGUUUUAGCUUUGGCAAAUCCUUGA